UAUGCACAUCGCAAAAAGAGCUGUAAACAAUGACGGCCGGAUUCAAACACUGCCAACGGCUGCUGUUCUCAACUUCCUCCACGGCGUCUUCUUCUCUCCGUUCUCUGCCACCGUCUCUCUCCAUCCCAACCCUCAAAUCCCAGCAGCAGCAGCAGCAGAUCAACGACCUCAUCAGCAGCCUCUGCAAGCAGAAGCGCUACCGAGAAGCACUCCGCACCUUCCACUCUCUCCCACCCCCCUCUCCCCACCUCCACCUAUACCCCUCCACCUACGCCCACCUCUUCCUCGCCUGCUCCCACCUUCGAUCCCUUCCCGACGCCCGUCUCCUCCACGUUCACCUCGCCGCCUCCCCCGCCCCUCCCGACGUCGUCCUCCACAACCACAUUCUCAACGCUUAUGGCAAAUGCGGCUCGCCUGAUGACGCCCGCCGCCUGUUCGACGCAAUGCCCGACAGGAACCUCGUCUCUUGGACUUCGAUGAUCUCCGGCUGCUCGCAGAACGGCAGGGACCUUGAAGCCGUCGAGUUGUAUCUUGGGGUGCUCCGCUCGGGGUUGCACCCAGAUCAGUUCGCGCUGGGCAGCGUCGUCAGGGCAGGCUCCGGCUUGGGCGACGUCGAACUGGGAAAGCAACUGCAUUGCCAUGCGUUGAAGUCGGAGAGCGGGGCAGAUCGUAUUGUACAGAACGCACUCGUCACGAUGUAUGCAAGGUUGGAUAGGAUUGACGAUGCUGCUAUUGUGUUUGAGAGGAUUGCAGAGAAAGAUGUGAUUUCAUGGGGCUCAAUGAUUGCCGGCUUUUCUAAGCAGGGUCAUGAACUGGAAGCUCUGCACCUUUUCAAGGAGAUGAUCAGUUCAGGUGUUCACUGCCCCAACGAGUUCCAUUUCGGUAGUGGAUUCAGUGCUUGUGGCGAUAUAGGUAUAAUAGAGUAUGGAGAGCAAAUGCAUGGUCUUUGUGCCAAGUUUGGGCUCCAAAGUAAUGAAUUUGCUGGGUGUUCACUAAGUGACAUGUAUGCUAGGUGUGGAAUGCUAGAUUGUGCGAAGAAGGCCUUCAGUGAAAUAGAAAUGCCUGAUCUAGUUUCGUGGAAUUCAAUAUUGUGUGGUUUCUCUUCUCUUGGUCUAUCUAAUGAAGUGACGUUAUUGUUCUCUGAGAUGAGAGAUUCAGGUGUGCAGCCUGAUGACAUCACCAUCCGCUGCUUGCUUUGUGCUUGUACUGGCUGUGAUUCUUUUCAAAAGGGGCAACUGGUCCAUUCUUAUUCAGUGAAAAUGGGUUGGAAGACAAAUAUUGCUGUUUCUAACGCUCUUCUUAUGAUGUACACUAAAUGCUCAGAUCUGUCCGUUGCACUCGAUUUCUUCGAAGACACGAGGGAUCGAGAUAUUGUUUCUUGGAACACAGUUCUUUCUGCAUGCUUGCAGCACCACCAACCUGAAGAAGUCUUUACGUUCAUAAAACUCAUGCAGAAUCUGGACUACAGGUUUGAUCAGAUCACUUUAAAUGCUAUACUCAGUGCUUGUGGUGACUUGGCCUACUUGGAGAUGGGGAAUCAGGUUCAUGCCUAUGCCAUGAAAGUUGGACUGGAGGUUGACAUAAUGGUCCGCAAUGGUGUAAUUGACACUUAUGCAAAAUGUGGUAACCUAGGGGAUGCAAGAAAGUUAUUUGAGUUGAUGGAUGAUAAAUAUGAUGUAUUCCCAUGGAGCAGCUUGAUUCUUGGAUAUGCUCAACUGGGGUAUGCAAAAGAAUCUCUUGAGCUGUUCAUGUGCAUGCAAAGUUCGGGCAUUAAGCCAAAUCAUGUUACAUAUGUUGGGGUUCUUACAGCUUGUGGUCAUGUUGGAUUGGUAGAUAAAGGGCUAUAUUACUACCAAAUGAUGGAAGCUGAACACGGAGUUGUCCCUACAAGAGAGCACUGUUCAUGUGUGAUUGAUUUACUAGCUCGUGCUGGUAGAUUAAAUGAGGCUGAAAAUUUUAUCGAUCAAAUGCCUUUUGAACCUGAUAUUGUGAUGUGGAAGUCUAUCCUAGCCGCAUGCAGGAUGCACAAUAAUGUGGAAAUUGGAAGGAGAGCAGCAGAAAAUAUACUAGAUAUUGAUCCUCAAAAUUCUGCAGCUUAUGUUUUAUUAUGCAACAUCUAUGCUUCCUCUGGCCAUUGGGAUGAUUUUGCAAGACUAAGAAAGAUGAUGAAAAGUAACAGUGUGAAAAAGUCACCUGGAAAGAGCUGGAUCAAGGUAAAGGGAAAUGUGCAUGUCUUCACAGUGGAAGAUAGGUCACACCAUGAAUCUAGAGGUAUAUAUGAAAUGCUAGAACUUUUGGAAUUAGAGAUGCUGGAUGCUAGCUAUGAUCCCAAACUGUCGCUUGCAUAAAUAAAUUUAAGCAUCCAAAAGACAGAACCUGCCGCCAAAACAUAUAAAUGUGGUGAUAACCACAUCAUGAUGUGGAAUCAUAUUUGUUGAGAUAACUGGUGUACUUGAGAACAUGGUAUUUUAUGAAGCUGAAACCAGAUUUAGCAACCAGUACAAUCUCAAGUUCCUCGGUUGGGUCUUAGAAUCUCUUGAACUUGAUGAAUGAUGCUGCAAAUUUUCAUUCCAGAUACAGUAAUAGCAUUCUCCCUGAUUUGUCAUGAAGGCCAGGAAGUUUCAGUGCCGAACCACUCCAUGGAUCUGUUCAGAAUGAAAGAUUAAUCUAUUAUCUAACCACCUGGAGGCUUAUAUGGUUCUUGCAACAGAUCCAUUUGCAUCUGCGAAUGCACAAGAGCAUUCUGAUUCCUGAAGACAAUACCACCAUCACUACCUCGAGCAGCUGCGUCAUCAACAGAAGCACAGCAAAACUUACAGUACCAGCACCAACAUGCAAAAUAUGAUCCAAGAGCACCAGAACUUCCACUGCUGUUAGAAUUAUGGAAAGGCCAUUAACACAAGAUCAAGAAGCUCUCAGAUACCCUCAGUGCGACUCAUUGGGUACUAUGUUCUGCUAGUACAAGGACUGCAGCCUCUGGCAGCUGCGCCCUUCCACAAGGAAGCAAAUGCCAUUAAACUCACGGUGUUUCCCUGGAACAUUCCGGUCGGCAGAAGAUGUAGGAAGAACAAGCGCAUCAAGAGGGGGGGAGCGACCGUGUUGGUGGCACCUGUUCAUCUGACUCUUCUAUUUUGCUAAUUCCGGGUGUGAUAUACAAGUAUAUUUUAAGAAUGAUGUGUGGGUUCUUAAUGUGGUCUGGUUAUUUACAUUGUAGAGUUAAAAUGAAUGUAUAUAUCACACCUUUUCAAGAUUAUAGCCAGGUUAUGCAAUAUCUUGGACUUGGACUUCUUUAUCUCAACCCUCCCCUUUAUACAGGAGUCAUGUAAUGUUCGUUUACCUGACGAUAUACAU
Messenger RNA from Musa acuminata AAA Group (dessert banana), 3351 nucleotides. RefSeq names its product pentatricopeptide repeat-containing protein At3g53360, mitochondrial-like. The record is from RefSeq and is a predicted model, not a curated record. Gene Ontology annotation, cellular component: intracellular membrane-bounded organelle. Gene Ontology annotation, molecular function: RNA binding; protein binding. Lineage: Eukaryota; Viridiplantae; Streptophyta; Magnoliopsida; Zingiberales; Musaceae. Gene Ontology annotation, biological process: RNA modification. The transcript is spliced from 3 exons. Bases 30 to 2348 code for a protein of 772 amino acids.